This is a messenger RNA of Anarrhichthys ocellatus (wolf-eel), 4075 nucleotides long. It is a transcript of the gene ect2l, whose product is annotated as epithelial cell transforming 2 like. Gene Ontology annotation, molecular function: protein binding; guanyl-nucleotide exchange factor activity. Lineage: Eukaryota; Metazoa; Chordata; Actinopteri; Perciformes; Anarhichadidae. Bases 152 to 3097 code for a protein of 981 amino acids. The record is from RefSeq and is a predicted model, not a curated record. The transcript has 22 exons.
CUGUGUGCAGGAAUGUGCGCAUCCUUCUGUUGAUGCGUCUCUAAGGUAACUGAGCAGAGCGCCACACCAGCAGCCUGUUAUUCAGCACUCAGCGUUUUAUUACAGAGCUACAUUAGAACAUUAGAACCUCAAAUCGUGCGCGAGAAGAACAAUGUCGACCCCUCACUCGGUGAAGCGGUGGCAGCUCAGCGGGACGGACUAUGAACCGCAGCGAGGCCGCAGCCUGCAGUCCGGAACCCGCUUCAGCACCUGGACCCCCCUGAACAACAGGACGAGCAACCUGCAGUUAUUUGAGGAGAGGAUCAACCUUGUGCUGCACUGGUUUGACCUGUGGACUGACAGACAGAGGAAACACCUGUUGCACACUCUGCUCACACGAUGCACCAAGUCCCAGCUCAAGUUCUGCAAGGAUUUGCUGAUGGAGACGGUUCCUGUGACUCAAGUGGACUUCACGUCUGUGCUGCCACGCUUCUUGUCCCUGUAUGUGAUGUCGUUUCUGUCCUCCCGUGAGCUCAGCUCCGCUGCCCAGGUCAGCUGGCACUGGAGGGUCCUUGCUGAGCAGGACUGUCUCUGGGCCGGCCGCUGCAUCUCAAGAGGCUGGUUCCUUCCCUACACUCCUGCAGAGAAAGAGUUUGGAGCGUGGAAGAACCACUAUGUCUCCUGCGUCUCCACGCUGGACUGGCUCACCCCCAGGGAGGCGGCCGAGCAGUACGGGACCCUCAACCAGCACAGCACGGGGAUGACGGAGGAGGAGGAGGAGGAGGAGGAGGAGAGGAGGAAGGAGAGGAGGAUCAGACAGAUGAUCAGAGACAAACUACAGGAGGAGAAGAAACACGCUUUGAGAACCAGGAAAGCCUGGGGCAGCUACACCAAGCCAGAAGGAGGCAGAGGUGGAAGAACUCAGACAGGGAGGCGCGGCUCUGGAAUAGCAUUCAGCUCUUGGCCCUCUCUCUCCUGGCCUCCGAGGACUGUUGGGUCUCCCAGCGUCUGUCUCAGCCUGGACAGGGGACAGCCCAUGACUGCAGCCCAGAGCUUGGAGGGAGUCCAGACCUCCAUUCCUAGCAGUGAAAGACUGAGCAAAGCCAGAGGAGCGCUUUCCUCCUUCACCAGCAGCCCUCCACUGCCACACAACCUCUGCGUGACCCCUCCUGCCCUCUUACUGCUGAUCUCCAACAGGAUUCCUGCCUAUGAGUUGGUGCUGAGUGGCGUGAAGGAUGGAGUGGUUGUGGUUCUGUACGACCACAGAGGGGCUCUCUCAGCUCUGUUAGCCCAGGUGGAGAGGACUAUUUCUGGGCAGAGAGCUCAGAGGCUGGGCCUGCUAGCUCCAGGAGGAACGGAGGAAAUCCAUCUGCUCCAUGGUCGUAGCCUGUCAGAGAAGACAUUACUGAUCCCCGACCAUAGAGAAUUCUGGGAAAAGCUGUGUGGCUGGGUGGCACCAGCUGAGGAAGGAGGAGGGAUUGACAUGUUCUCCCCGUUGGCUGCAUCUGCAUCGGGAGUGGCUCUCAUGCACGCUCUCUCUACUCUGACGGGUCUGGAGGUUCUGGCGCCUAUUGGUUUUGCCACCGGAAGUUUCCAGAACAUCCUGAGUGAGUGGUCUGACGGUAGUGUGUGCACCGGACUCUCGGAGCAUCAACCAGACGCCCCGCCACUGCAGUUUGUGUGUGAGAGUGUACUGCUGGGCUGGUGCAGACAGGCUCAGUGGAUGGAGGAGGCUCUGGGGGAGCUGAAGGGCUGCCGGGGGCCGCAGCUACAGCGCGUCAGCCUCCAGGCCAGGGGCCGGGCGCUGGGUCAUUUUCUGUGGGAGAAAAUCUGCCUCGAGGAGCUGUGUGUGUCUAAAGAUCUAAAUGAGGCUCUGACGGAGGGACUCACUGCUCUCACAAGACAGGAAGAGACCAGACCUCUGGAGUUUCUUGCCGCCUUCCUGACAAGAUGGAGUGAGGAGAAGGAGGGAGAAGAGACUAGUGGAGGGAAGAAGGGGAGAAACAAAGGAGCAGAUGAUUUCUCAUUGGCACAACACGACUCAAAGAAAUGUGUCGGCCUGAUACCUGAGCUACCACAGAUAGUGUUCGAUUGGAGAGGUGCAGCUGCCAGAGAGCUCCACCACAGCGAGUGUCUUUAUCUGGGGAGACUAGGCGCUGUGCUGAAGGUGUACCAGGAGCCUCUUACAGCAGCUCUCAACUCCAACAGAGCCAUCCUCAGCUACGCUGACAUCCACAUUGUCCUCAGCCCUGUCACACAAAUACUGGCGCUCAACAGGGUGUUUCAGGCAGAUUUACAAGCCAGGCUGCAGCAGUGGGGUGCAGAGCAGUGUGUUGGAGAUGUGCUUGUAAAACUGUGCUCAAAACUCAGAGUUUACACCAACUACCUCAACAACUACACCACCGCCCUCAGCACCAUCGACAAGUGCAGGGAGACGAAGCCUCCGUUCCGGGCUUUCCUGAAGAGAGCAGACAGAACUCUUGCAACACACAUGCUGAGCCUGCAGGAGCUGCUGCUGUGUCCAGUGUGGAGGAUACAGGAGUAUGUGACUCUGCUUCAAGUGUUGUCUUUGCACACACACACCGGCCACCCUGACCACACGCACCUGUGCUCUGCCCUCAGCACCCUGCUGGGGUUCAGAGAGUUCAUACAGAAGUUGAAGCGUAACUCAGAGAGAGACAGACUGAUGGAGGAAACGCAGCAGAUGAUCCAAGGCUGUCCGAGCCUCAGUGAAGGAAACAGGCAGCUGAUAAUAACACAGGAUGCUGCUUUACUCAGGAGCCCUGAUGAACAGAUUCCUGAAUCACUCAGGACCUUCGAGCAGGUGUCUGAUGUGGGCCUGUUUCUGUUCAACGACGCUCUGGUGCUGACGCGGCGAAACGUGCAUCACACACCGUUCACGUUGGCUCACCGGAGCACACACACUUUCAUGGCCUCUGUGGCUCUCUCCAGCCUGGCUGUCAGAGCGAUCACACACUCGCGCUAUGUGCGUCAUGCUUUUGUCCUGGAGGGUCCUUGUCGUUCUUGGGUUUGUGCCACAGAAAGAGGAGAGGAGAGAGAGCACUUCCUGUCUGUGCUGCGUUCAGCCACAAGCUCUGCUCUGACUGGACACCAGUGACGGCGCCGUGACGACGAAACACCGGCAAGACAAGAAGAGUGGCUGGAUGAGCGGCUGGCGGCUGACUCUUGCUCUGCGGCCCCACGUUUGCUGCCGUGCUGUUUGUCCCUUUCUGGGAGCCGUAGCCCUUCGGUUUGGGGAUUCUCGUAGGUCCCGGUCGUCGGAAUGCUUCUGGAGGUAUCUGUGGAGAAACAUUGAGAAACAAUGAAGUAAAGUGGGGAAACGAGUGACUUACAGCAAAGAAAAUGAGGAAGAAGUGGGGAGAAUACACAGUAUAGAGGGGAGUAUUGUGACUUUCUCCACAAGCUGAAUUGUUUCCAGUAGCCUCGUAAAGAUCUGAUGCAAUACUGAUGAUGACCACUAGAUGAUAUCAAAUCAUAUUUUAUGGGCAGUAAAUGACCACAGUGCCAAACUGUUACUGCAUGACUGCUGCACCUUUUGUCUUUUGGAUGACAAAAAGCUAAUUCAGAUUUUGACAUGAAUGAAAACGAGGCCUCUGCAUAACAUAAUUAAAAUGCACAACAUCCUUUCAACCAUGUUGCAUAUUCUUACAUGUUCUGUAAAAUGUGAUGAACAUUGCAAGCUACAAUAAUUGUGUUUUCUGUUGUCUGUCUUAUGUACAUCAUUUAGUGUCCUUUACCGGCUUUAACGUGUAACGCUGCUACAAUCACUCGAUUAAUCAAUUAAAUGAGCAAAAGAAAAUUUAGCAGCAACUAUUUUUAUGAUCUUUUAUGAUGUUUUUUUUUCUAUUCUCUUACAUUUUAUAGAAGAUGAAUCAAUAAUGAAUAAAAGUUGUUGGUUGCAGCCCUCGGAAUUAUUUUGUUUUAAAUAUUUACCUCCUUUACUGUAUGAAAAACUAAGAUUUCUGUCUUGCCGAUUAAAGACGGGUUUUUUUCAAAGCUGUCCCUAAUAUUUUUGUUUAUCUUAUCAUCAAUAACUGCGUGUUUGUUGCCUAGAAACCAGUGUUUGUCCUUCGGG